GAACAAAUUAGUAUUUCUAAGAUUGCAGAGUUUCCAGCUAGGCAAGAAAGUAAAAAAGUGAUUUUAAUGAGCUGGAGUAGGAAACGCACUUUCUCCCCUCCUUUAAUAUUAUUAGUAAUUAAUGCUUUAAAUAGUUCAGUUCAAUCUAGAUUAUAG
Messenger RNA from Funneliformis mosseae, 156 nucleotides. The record is from the annotation of a GenBank genome assembly. Lineage: Eukaryota; Fungi; Glomeromycota; Glomeromycetes; Glomerales; Glomeraceae.